Drosophila hydei is the source of this 2249-nucleotide messenger RNA. RefSeq lists its product as uncharacterized. The record is from RefSeq and is a predicted model, not a curated record. The coding region runs from base 76 to 1968 and encodes 630 amino acids. The transcript has 3 exons. NCBI's taxonomy places the organism in Eukaryota, Metazoa, Arthropoda, Insecta, Diptera, Drosophilidae.
AGAUUGAAGUAAAAGCGGGAAAUUGUGCACAGCUUCAAAAGACUUUUACUAAUAUCAUUGUAUGCUUCAUAUAAAAUGUGUGAUAUUGGAAAUUUGAUUGAUUUAACAGGUUGGGAUGAGCCUGUUAAAGAAGAAACAGUCGUUGAAGAUAUUCCAAUUCAAUCAAACAGUUUUAAAGGUCCGUACGAUCCUUUUGAUUCAAUCGAAAAAGAAGCCUGCAUCAAGGGCGAACACUUUAAAAAUGAUGCCCAGAAUACACCAACUACAAUAAUUGAAGGCCAAAGCGAUAACAAUGAGUCUUCGCCUGUUAUUAUAGAAUCUGAACCGAGAAACGCAGAUACUAUCAGUAACUCUUCAGUUAGCAAUGAGUCGCGUCACCGGACUCUCCAGCAGCUUGCCAAGCUGAAUGCAACCAGACUGUCAAAUAUGAAUACACCAACGCAUAAUCAGCUGGUAAAUGUUGGCACGAAUGGAAACAGCUCCUAUUUUAAUAGUUGCUUUCUAAGCGAGAAUCUGCAAAUGAUUGCAGCGGAAUCGCCAGUUAAGCUAAUAGAAGAUGAGCCCAAUCCAAUUCCAAUCACUAUGUCAACUACAGAUCUGCCUGACUAUACAUGUUCCAACACGGAAUUCGAAGUGCGAUUAAAGCAGAUGCGCAUCGCUAUGUUGGGCUCACCAGCGAAAACCGUAGCACCAGAACCUCUCCCAACACACACAACAACAAAGAAUUCUAACAAUACUCCAGCAGAGAUUGAAAGGCUUUGGCAAGAAUUGAAAUCUCUGGUUUGUGCGCACGUUGAGGUAUCUAAAAGGGAACAGUUUAAUGUGGUAAUUGAAUCGCUACGUGCAGCCAUGCACAGCAAUGAUCCAGCUGUAGAAGAUGCCGGCCAGACGGCUAAAGAAUCUCCACGUAUGUAUACACGGCAAGGAACAUUUGAUUUAGAUCUAGAGCAACAGCGAAGGAAAACUGAUAUGGUAGAUCAUUUGAAGACAAAUGGAAAUAUACAAGAGUUUCCCGAUGUGAUGACUUGCUCUUCAGCUACAUACGAUGCGGAGUCAGCUGACAAUCCAAUGACUCCGAUUAAAGAAACUGAAUUUAAGAAAAAACCAGACUCGUAUGUGACCGAAGUAGUUAAUGAUAAUAAUCUAGCUCUGCAAAUCAAUCAACUCUUGGAACGGCACAAUCUUACUAAACCGCAGACUAAUGACAAUGAGCACCAGCAUCACGAGUCGGAAACAAAUCAGCAUUCAUCUGGCCAAACUGUAAUAUUAGUUGUAAACUCCACGGGCGGCAGUCAAUUGCCCAACUGCAUAGUGCAUCCGUCGACAAUCAGAGGAGCCAACACAGCUGCCAAAAAUGACAACGACAACACAUUGCGUCGACGUUCAUCUUCGUUGUCCAUUCACGACAAGGCCAAACAGGAGCGAUCGAAAGCAAUAAUUAAGCAAGCGUCCAUCGAAGGCAACAUCAGUCAUAUUGUGCCUCUGAAGGAACUGUCGACUGUGGGUGAUAAAUUUAAUGCUAUGUCGUCGUUUAGGCAACGUCGCAACUCCUUUUCCAUCGCAUCAACAAUUGGUAAAGGGCAUACGCCUGCUGUUUCUGCCAGCCAAGCCAGAAGCCAAAUGGCUGGCCGCACCAAAGUGGCGGCCAUAAACGAAUCGGUUAUGAAACUGAAUGCGACUUCUAAAGCGAACAAACCUGUUAAACGCGUUGUGCCCAUGGUAAAGCCCUCGCUGGAACUCACUGAUAUUACACAUUUGAAUUCAACGACGCCUCGCUGCAACGUCCAGGACACGCCUCUGGCCACAAAAGGCAAGACAGCCAGCAAACUGUUUUGCACCAGCACACCCAUGCCACAAAUGCGUCCACUACAGCGUCGCUCCUUGAAGCCAAUGAGCAGCUAUUCCGGCUCCUGUGCUACCACUUCAACUGUGCGACCGCCGAACUACUCGAAGAAAACUGCCCAAUGAAAUGCCAGCCAAUAUGUGAUGUGCUUCGAUAAAAAUGAUUUAAGCUAAAUUAUAAGAAUCCGUCCGUUUUUGUUCUAUAUAAUGUAUACGAUUGGCAGCAAAAGGCAUGGCCAAACCCAUUAACUAUUUAUACAUUGAAUUCUUGAUCACAACGACGGGCUGAGCUGAGCUGAUUUAGCCACGUCCGUCUGUCUUGUUUCAUUUCGAAAACAUUAUUCCUACAUAUUUAUAAGACGUAAAGAAUAUGGAAAAGUAAAUGUUAUUCCGAAUUGACAUUGAAU